Messenger RNA from Aspergillus homomorphus CBS 101889, 1184 nucleotides. Its product is annotated as NAD(P)-binding protein. The record is from RefSeq and is a predicted model, not a curated record. The coding region runs from base 16 to 816 and encodes 266 amino acids. NCBI's taxonomy places the organism in Eukaryota, Fungi, Ascomycota, Eurotiomycetes, Eurotiales, Aspergillaceae. Gene Ontology annotation, molecular function: oxidoreductase activity, acting on the CH-OH group of donors, NAD or NADP as acceptor. The transcript has a single exon.
GAUCCAUAUUUCACCAUGCCCUCCUAUCUCAUCACCGGCGCAAGUCGAGGGCUGGGCUACAUCUGGCUCAAGCACAUCUCCUCCAAGCCUGGAAACACUGUGAUCGGCCUGGUCCGCGACAAAGCCACGACGCAGAGCCGUCUAGUAGCAGAUCGGUUGACCAACGUGCACCUUGUCGGUGCCGACAUCACCAACGCCCAAGCCCUGAAAACGGCGGCCGAAGAAGUCCGCGGCAUCACCGGCGGGAGUUUGGAUAUUCUGAUCAACAACGCCGCCAUUCUGGCCGCCAGGAGCGCCUUCACGCCUAUUAUCGACCUGUCGCCGGAGGCGCUGGAACAGGAUAUCGUAGAUUCAUGCCGAACCAACGUCGUAGGCGUGGCACACACCGUCAAUGCGUUCCUGCCUCUGAUCCGGAAAGGGAGAGAUAAGAAAGUUAUAACCAUCUCGUCGCUGUUGGCCGACCUGGACCUCGUCAGGCACCUUGCACUCGACAAUGCGACACCGUACGCUAUCUCGAAAUCGGCGGCUAACCUGCUCAUGGCCAAGUACCACGCCUCUCUCGGCGCGACAGAAGGAAUCCUUUUCAUGUCCAUCAGCCCCGGCGCCGUCUCCAAGCCGGACACCCCACCCAGGGAGGACGAAGCGGAAGGACGACAAAAGAUGGUCGCCAGGCUGAAGGCGUAUGCACCGCAUUUCUCGGGUCCGAUGACGAUGGAGGAGAGUGUGCGCAUGCAACUCGAGGUUAUCGAGAACGCGACCGUGGAAACGUAUGGUGGUGCUUUUGUCAGUCACCUCGGGAAUCAACAAUGGCUGUGAUGGAGUGAACGACAAUGAACCAAGCGCUUUUUCUCGUCUAGGCAGACAUGUUGUCACAUUGAGACUGAGAAGCUGGGUUUCUGCUUUUAUUCUCCCCGGUCCACGGGAGUUCCGGUUAAAUAAUUUCGAUUUCAUGUCUGCAUUAUCCAGUUCUUAAUCAGGGCCUACAUCUGGGAGUGUCAGACAAGACCUGACGCCUGGAGAUAAUAUCUCAUGCCUCGAGUGUUGCGGAUGUACUGUAUUUAGUGGAGGCGACUAGGCCAUGUUAGGGGGAAGCGACUCAGGAAGCCCUGCUAAAAGUUGAACACGCUUAUGUACUCUAAGCCUAGAAUGAUGGAAAAGAAUGUCCAUCAUGCACUCUACAGAAA